CAAACUUCUCGCGGUGGUUCUAUGAUUUCUACGAUUCUCGGAGACCAUUUGCACUCCUCCUUUCUCUGGUCGCACGGUUCCCAGUAAAGAGGUUCUGAAGAUCUCGGAGAAGAAGAAGCUAGGGUUGAUGGAACGUAGAGAGGGUGACAGAUGAUGCAUGCCCUCUCGGGCGAGGAAGAAAAGGGCGGCUCCAGUGAAGGCGUAGCCGACAGCAGUAGCAUCAUCAAUGGCGAGCAGCCCAGCGCAACAACAUCCACCUCUUCCGUCGCGGAUCUCCGAUGUGCCCUGGCAGCGCAGGGCCUAGACUCGCGCGGAACGAAGAAAACGAUAAAGAGAAGACUUCAGAAGCAGCGCGCCAAACAGCAGCGGGGUACUGCUGUCAAAGCGGUUGUUCAGGAGGAAGAACACAACUGGAGGCCAAAGCAUGACACUUACCUCGUCCUGGACGUAGAAGCGACAUGCGAAGGCUCAAAGAAUGGUUCAUUCGACUACCCCAAUGAGAUCAUCGAGAUGCCAGUUGUGUUGCUCCAGUGGACAGAGGGAUUCGAGCGCUUAGAAGUGAAAGAUACAUUUCAUACAUACGUCAGACCAACUUGGAUGCCGAAAUUGACAACCUUUUGUCGGCAGCUGACGGGCAUCAGUCAGGCUCAGGUCGACACCGCACCGGAAUUUCCCGAAGUGUGCGAGCACCUGUCUGGCUUUUUGCGCACGCAUGGUCUCCUUGUCGAAGAAGAGGAUCCCAGGCUGAGGAAGGGGGUGGUGUGGGCUACGCACGGGCCUUACGACCUUCUACAUUUCGUCGUCAAACAGGCUUUCAUCUCGAAAAUGCGAGGUGGCCCACCGAGGUUUCUGAGGGGCCCCCUCUUAGAUAUUAGAAAAGCCGUCCCAAAGGUGGUCGACUUCGUCAAGCAAGGGCAGAGCCGCAAUAACGAAAGGAUAGACGAGGAAGGACAUGGAAAGGAAGCGAGCGACCCAUUGGUUCAAAGGAUGGACAGGCUGACGAUUGUCGAGGAUGCGAAAAUUACGCACAAAGAAGAAUCUUCUCGUCUCAGCUGGGUCACAUCGUCCAUCGGUCAGCUUGCCUCAUCGCUUGGGUCAUUCCUUGGCUCUCCCGAAGCCACUCCAACGGAGGAAACCUCGCAAAACGGAGUCACGCCAGACGCAGAGGUCACGCUUGACAAGCAAAUUACGGUGCGAGAGCCACCGGCAGGAGACAACGAGGUGGCAGGAGACAACGAAACCGCAAGUCUUCCUGAUGUCACUGUCGUCGAGACGAAGUAUGCCAAGAAGAAGCGAGAAUGGCGCGACAGAACCAUCGAGGGUCUGCUCGCUCAGCUCUCGCUGGGGCCCUUCGAGGGAAGGCAGCAUUGCGGGCUUGAUGACACGAGAAAUGUAGCGAGGAUCGUGUGCGCACUGGCACAGAUUGUUGUCGACACCCAAAAGGGUUGCGACGAGACAUCGACGAAAAGGGAGGUCGCGAUCAUUGCGCUGAACCCCAACACGAGCUGCAGCAAGGCAGGAGAAAGAAGAUGGGAGUGGAUGGGAUCGAAGUUGGGAAAAGUCAUUUGGGCAGCCCAAGACGGGGCCUCAGAGGUCGACGCAGAGGGCACAGAGGUCGCCGAGAAGAUCAAUGUCUAGACUAGACUGUAUGACAUGUUGUAUUAUCAUAGUGU
Messenger RNA from Acaromyces ingoldii, 1673 nucleotides. RefSeq lists its product as hypothetical. The record is from RefSeq and is a predicted model, not a curated record. Bases 151 to 1638 code for a protein of 495 amino acids. Gene Ontology annotation, biological process: exonucleolytic trimming to generate mature 3'-end of 5.8S rRNA from tricistronic rRNA transcript (SSU-rRNA, 5.8S rRNA, LSU-rRNA). The transcript has 3 exons. Gene Ontology annotation, molecular function: nucleic acid binding; 3'-5'-RNA exonuclease activity. NCBI's taxonomy places the organism in Eukaryota, Fungi, Basidiomycota, Exobasidiomycetes, Exobasidiales, Cryptobasidiaceae.